This is a messenger RNA of Trichoderma breve, 2160 nucleotides long. RefSeq names its product fungal zn(2)-Cys(6) binuclear cluster domain-containing protein. Gene Ontology annotation, biological process: regulation of DNA-templated transcription. Gene Ontology annotation, molecular function: DNA-binding transcription factor activity, RNA polymerase II-specific; zinc ion binding. The coding region runs from base 1 to 2160 and encodes 719 amino acids. The record is from RefSeq and is a predicted model, not a curated record. The transcript has 5 exons. Lineage: Eukaryota; Fungi; Ascomycota; Sordariomycetes; Hypocreales; Hypocreaceae.
AUGUCUCAGAGUACGUCUGGCGCGACAUCAUCGGGCCCUCGUCGGAUUGCCCCAGGCCCUAUCUCCGAAUCAGCUUCAGCUCCUGCUGCUGCCCAACGCCGAGGCCGUCUACCAUCUCGACGGAUCGGCGUGAGUGUCGCUUGUGAAGCUUGCCGGAAAAGGAAAACACGAUGUAGUGGAAGUCGGCCGAAAUGUCUGUCGUGCGUGCAGAAAGGGAUAGACUGCCACUACACAUCAGCCAACGCGACCGAAACGAACUCAGCAGUACUGAAACGGAAGUUCCGAGAAGUCAAAGAAAAGACGAGCGAUUAUGAAGAAUUCUACGACUCCCUUCGGGGUUUGCCAGACACUGACUCUCAAGCAAUCUUUCAGAUGAUCCGAGGAGGUGCGGAUAUCAAAACAGUAAUGCGGCAGAUUCGGGAAGGGAACCUCCUUCUUCAGCUGUCUUUGGCUCCCGAAACACAACGUCGAUACGAGUUCCCAUUCGUCACUACAAUGCCAGCGGUCCUCUUGACUGGGGACAACCUAUAUCUCAAGUCCUUAAUCUUCGAGGCAAACUUUUACGACGAAAACCAGCAGCAGCUGAAUAUACCCCUGAAUUCAAAUAGCAGAACGGGAUCGCCACAGUACAUCUACACACAACCUUACCACAGUGCCGAGAUUGUAAACACACGACUCUCUACUGUCGACAUAUCACGCUGGACGGCUGUUAGCACUGAUAAUGAGCUCAUGAGGACCUUGCUACACGCUUAUUUUCUUCAUGAGUAUUCUUCAUACACGUCAUUUCAGAAAGAUAUUUUCAUCCAGGCCCUUAUAGACGGUGAUAAGCGAUUCUGCUCCUCGCUUCUCGUAAACGCCGUCUUGGCCGAAGCAUCGCAUUGCUACAAUGGGGUACAACAUCGCGAACAAUUCUGGAAUCCUGAGAAUAUCGGUUAUCGCUUCCUUGCAGAAUUUAGACGACUCUGGGAGCUACAGUCAGAAAGGACAGAUCUUCCAACACUACAAGCCGCCAUAAUUGUUAAUGGCAUAUACGUAAACAAUGGCAUAGACAAGCUGGGGCUGACAUACCUAGACAGAGCAAUCGCCAUAGCAGAAGACCUGCAGAUAUUUGGUGAUAAUAGCCACAUUGAGGACAAUACUCUAAGACACGCAAGAAACUUCACUGCUUGGUGUCUUUAUAAGUAUCAGACCAUAAUGGGCUAUUACUACUUCAAAGUUCCUAUGAUUACAAACCCGCCUGCAUUCGCCCUUCCCGAUCCAUAUUUGGAACCAUCGUGGUAUGGCGACUUCAUUCUAAAAUAUCCUGCAAAUAACACCUUCACCUCGCUCUAUUUUCCACAUUUCUUCAAUGCAGACGCAAAGUUCAAAAUUAUUCUCAACGCCAUUGCGACUUCAUUAUUCAAGCCAGAGAACGUUGGGAGAACUCUACCAGCCAAUGUGAAGUCGCAUUUUCGAGCCCAACUGGAAUCGUGGCUAGCUGGUCUCUCGGUACCAUUACAUCCCAGUAAUAUUGUCUUUCCACCACAAUUAAGAUUGCAUAUGGAAUACCACGCCACCAUCUUGACACUAUUGCAGACGCCUGUCAAUAAUGACAUACCUUCCGCAUACAUGCCUAAUUCUAACGCAAAUGAGAAUGAAUUAUUACAAGAAGCCAUUUCGGCAGCUAUGAUUCGGCUAGAAACCAUAGUCCGCAUCUACUAUCUACGACAUAGUUACGAGUCUUGCAACACUUAUCUUACGUUUUUCUUCUCUAACGUAGGCUUUGCCGCGCUGGAAAGACUAAGGUCUUCUGAAAUUGAUCAUGAGCGUUUCAAGCAUUUGAUGUCAACAUUAAUUCUUUGCAUCAAGGGUCUGUAUGACCAAGGACAACAUGUGCACGUAGCCUCUGCCGUAUAUCGGCUGCUACGUAAUCGUUUAUUGCCUCAGGAUAUGAGGUUCUUGCAAGGAUAUAUCCAUUGGAAUAUUACGGAAGAUGAUGAUCCUCUGAUUAUAUCACAUGUCCAAUCUGAAUGGCCAAUACCUAUUGCUGACCGAGAGAGAGACCCAGAGGCGGCAAAAUUGGAGAAUCUUGCACGACGACUCAACGAAAUGUCGGUAGACUCUUCAAGAGAGACAAGUGAAGAAAAUGAAUCUGAAACGAGAUACGAGGUUAUGAAAUGA